Helicoverpa armigera (cotton bollworm) is the source of this 14905-nucleotide messenger RNA. Its product is annotated as dynein axonemal heavy chain 8. Gene Ontology annotation, cellular component: axonemal dynein complex. The record is from RefSeq and is a predicted model, not a curated record. Gene Ontology annotation, biological process: microtubule-based movement. The coding region runs from base 104 to 14155 and encodes 4683 amino acids. The transcript is spliced from 91 exons. Lineage: Eukaryota; Metazoa; Arthropoda; Insecta; Lepidoptera; Noctuidae. Gene Ontology annotation, molecular function: minus-end-directed microtubule motor activity; dynein intermediate chain binding; ATP hydrolysis activity.
UUUGAAUAUUAAUUUUGUACAAUAUUGAACGAAUUAAUUGUAAAAAAUAAAUAUUAAUUGUAAAAUUAUAUUUGGAUAUAAUUUUAAAUAGUAUUGGAAAAACAUGGAAGGUGGUGAGGAAACAGAACCUCCGCCUGGAGGCGGUGAAGAAGGGCUUGAAGGUACAGCACCUGAUGGACAGAGAAAGUCUGUCGAGAUUACUGAGGACGAAGGUGCUGACCAUGCCGCUAUGGUCGACGAUGUGUCCAAACAAUUGGCCAAGAAGGCGUCUUCUAUUCGAAAAAUGUCGCUUACCGAUGGCGAACGUGUCGAAGUUGAUAAGGCUGCCCUGGAAGCCAUACUUGAUCUCAGUUCGCGAAUAGCGGGAAUUCAGAGGAGGAGCAGAUUGUCUAUGAGCACAUUGGCGUUGGGUCACGAGUCUUAUAAAGACAAGCAAGCCAAAGCUAAAGAUGCACGGAAUAAUCGUAUCGGUGGUCUCAAACAACAACACAGAUAUUUACUAGAGAAUGCUGCUGCGAUAUUAAAUAAACCCCAAGAAUACGUCUUGGAAGGUGUAUAUGAUUCAGAUGUGCACAUUGAGCUUUUAGACAGCGCGAUCGCGGAAGGUGGAAGACAUUGUGUGGUUUUGUGUGACGCCAUGCUGCCCCCUGUAAAAAUGGAAUCCGGUCGCUUUGUUCCCAAUCAGAAGGGUAAAAUGGAAAGGACGUAUUUAUCCGAUGCGUCCACUAUCGGCACUGAGGGAAAGUGUGUUGCCAUGUACAGGUUCAAAACCAAAGCUAUUGAUGCAAGGAAUAUUGGCGAUGAUUAUUACUUCGUGGUAUUCGAUAUAAAUCCAGAAAGCGCGAAUGUUGUAUCAGGCAUAUACAACACCAUGACUCGUGUUUAUAUGCCAGCUCUCAAUUCGUGCCAAGGAUGGGGCGAUAUCAACCCACCUAAUCCUAACAGCAAGGAUAUAAUAAAGACAUAUAUUUCCAAGAUCAUGCUGUUUAAUGAUUAUCUUGCAAAAACAAAAGUAGAUUUGGACUGCUGUACAAGAUUUAAAAUUAAUCUCGCAUUGUAUGAGGAUGAAUUAAAAGAUGAAGAGAAAAUGAAAGCUGCCAUCACUAAAACUGCUGUGCUGGAAGAAAUAUGCUCCUACGUUAAGCAAUGGAUCAGGCAGAUAACUAUGGUUCUAGUACAAAGUCAACAACUACGUCGGGAGCCCUCCAACAUAGGUCCAUUAGCUGAGCUGGACCAUUGGAGGCGACAGCUCACGACCUUCACGUCUAUCAUAGAGCACAUCAAGAGCGAACCCACUAUGAUGUACAUACACACGCUGAUACGGGCUAAAUCGAAACUUUUGAAGAAAUGGCGCCAAUUGGAUAAUCUAGUCACUGAUUAUUAUAAUGAAGCUUUUGAUAAUGUGAAAUAUUUAUAUGCUUUGGAGAAAUAUUGUGAACCGUUGUACAGAUGCGAUCCUUCAACCACCCAACAAUACAUUCCUGGCCUGUUAUACACAAUUCGUAUGAUAUUCGCCACGUCCCGAUACUAUAACACUACAAAACAAAUAUCUACGUUGUUGGUCAAAAUCACCAAUCAAAUUCUAAACAUGUGUAUGGAUUACCUUACGAAUAAUGGAAAGAAGAACAUUUGGAACCAGGAUAAGAUCAAUUUUAUGUACAAAGCUAAACUGUGCUUGAGUUUAUAUUACUUCUACCGAGAAUGCUACAAUGAGACACAGAAAGAAAUGAUGGAGGCAGCCGACGAACGACCUUUUGACUGUUCCGAAAUGUAUAUCUUCGGAAAGUUUGAGACUUUCAGGAAACGAUUGCAAAAAAUAAUAGAUUUAUUCCACACAUACAUUACGUAUUAUGUAUUAAAUAAAACUACUUUGGAAGGCAUAGAGGAAUUUGCUACAAAUUUUAAUAAACUAUUCAAGACAAUUUCUACGAAAACCUAUGACGCUUUGGAUCACAGGCGUCCAGAUUUUGAUAAGGACUACAAAAUAUACAAAGACCACGUGGCAAAUCAAGAAUUAUUGCUUGAAAACUUUAUGAUUAAUAGCGUCAACAAAUGCCCAACCACAGAAAUUGCGUUGCAUCUUCUAACACGAUUUGAGAAACUGAAAUUAGAUUGUUUGUAUCUAGAAGAUCAGUAUUAUGAUUUGAUCAGCACUUACACGGCUGAAAUAGAAGCUUUACGGGACAGGUAUAAUGAAGAAAAGGAACAGCCUGAAUUGCCAAGAAAUAUGCCGCCAGUCGCCGGCAGAGUUAUGUGGAUAAGGUUCUACGAUAAGAACAUUAACAUGCCUAUGGAUGUUUUUAAGAAGCACCAUGAAGUUAUUACACACAUGAAUACGCAGCGGUGUAUCAAAUUAUACAAUGUCCUAACGAUUGUCUUUACCGAAUUCGAAUUGAUUUAUCACUACGCCUGGGCCGAAAAUGUUGGACAGGUUCGAUUAGGUCUGAUUGCUCCACUGCUGCUUCGGAAUCCAGCAACAAAUAUGUAUAUCAUAAACUUCAGUAUUUACAUACCGGAGUGCAUUCGGGAAGUGGAGUACAUGUGGCAGUUGGGACUGCGUGUCCCUGACGGAGCUCAAAUCAUUGCAUUUUGUAAGGAUAAGAUCCUUGGCAACUAUGAGAGGAUCAAAUAUUUGGUGGACAGAAAUAACCAAAUUCGAAUGAGCAUGCCGAAGCUCUACCAACCAUUAUUACGUGCACAACUGAUAAAACUCGAGACUGCUUUCCAGCCAGGCUUUUCCACAAUAACAUGGACAUCCCUAGAAAUACCCUCUUAUUGCGAAAAUAUUGAGAAAGUUUUAACGGAAGUAGACUUGUUUGUCAAGGAGGUGGUAGACAUGAAGGAAGCUCGCAUAGAUGCGAUUUUGGCAUCAAUAACCAAAACAUUGCUGGUUUAUUUGCCUGAAGAGGCUGUGGACCCUGCACACUUUUAUGAGGAAAAUCUCCAGAGACGCGAUGAAAUAGCAUUGGAGCUUCAACAGAAGUCUUGGAAUGCUGAAAUCGCUGUAAUAGAACUGAUACAUAAGUUUUUAGACAGUGUUCCGUCUAAACAAAUACAGGCUUUGAAGAAUAACUGGUUGGACAUAGAAAAAGCUUUGAAGCAAGUUACUUCAGCUACUCGAAUAACUUCUGAAGACACAGUGUUUAUGGAGAUAGAAAACCCUGACCGUUACGAUGUGGUGCCAGUAGUCAACGAAUGUAAUGAACUGUUUGCUUACUUUGCAACGAAAUGUGUGGAAGCACUCAUUAAGUGCACUCGACAAAGUCUUGAUAUUUUGAGAAGAAGAGCUUCUGUUUCAAGCUUUUUAACAAUGACCACCGACCCAGCUGAGCAGAAAAAGUUGCGACCACUGAUGUUGACUAACAUGUACUUGCAAAUACCUAAAAUAUCGAUAAAGCCUACUUUGGAUGAAAUACAAACUUCAUUCUCACAGGUGGUCCUAAAUUGCAUAAUGGAUAUCCAUCGCUACGUGUUCAUGUGGGGGCAACAGGAACAAAUUAAAAAGGAACAGUUGGGCGGUGUUUCGUUGUCAACCCAAGUACGAUCUACUACCGGAAGUAGAUCGGGGUCCAACAUAAGUGGUAUUAGAAGCUACUUCCGAAUGGUAUCGGAACAUAAAGAUAUAGUCAGGUCCGUGAUGGCGUUGCAAGGGAUGAUGUAUAUGUACAAACCAGAUAUUGAAAAGCUGCUAACGAGCUACGGAAGAUUUUCCCACCUAUGGGCAGAAGAUAGGGUGAAUCAAGUACAAGAAUUUGUAGAUUCGAAUCCCUUGAAUGUCAUAGUAAAAGAUAUGCUCAACAAGUACGAGGGUCAGACGGAGGAAGUUCUAAAUUUGCCUAAUCGACAUGUCAUCGGGUCUAUACAGAUUAAUAUGGGACACAUAAAAUUGGCGUUACACUUGGAGUCGAUCGAAUGGAAGAGGAUUCUGGGUAAACUGCUCUGUCACGCUUAUAAAGAUCGCGUGAUCAAGUUGAUGCAGUUCAUCAAUGAUCGCAUGAAGACUAUGGGCAAGAAAAUAAAGGAUUUGGAUGACGUCAGAGUUGCCAUGUUGUGUCUUGAGCUUAUUAGGGAAGAAUUUAUAGGCAUGGAUAUGGAACUGGAUCUCAUUGAAGAGAGCUACGGCACUUUCCACCAGUUUAGUAUCGACGUGCCUAAAGAGGACGCCGAUAUGGUGUAUGGACUGCGAUACGCUUUCCAGAAUAUGCUUCUGACUUCUCAGCAAGUACAGCAAAGAAUUGUGGACAUGCAAGGUCCACUGCAAUCAGAGUUAACUGAAGGUGUAGCCACUUUCUUGGAAGACGUGCUCAAGUUUGACGCUGACUUUGACGCGUUUGGACCCUUGACUCCCGGUCUAACUGCUAGAGAAGCUAGUGACAGGGUAAUAAUGUUCCAAUCACGAUUUGACGAACUCUGGCGAAGGUUUGAGAUGUACUCCAGCGGUGAAAAGCUGUUUGGAAUGGAAGUACAGGAUUAUCCGAUACUGCACCAGAAAAAGAAGGAGUUCAAUUUAUUGGGCAAAUUGUACAGCUUGUAUUUGGCCGUGAUGAACUCAAUCGACGGCUAUUUCGAAACCCCGUGGGUCGAGAUACAAAUUGAACAAAUAGUUGCACAGUUGGCAGAAUUUGAUCUCAGAUGUCGAAAACUACCAAAAGGCAUGAAAGAUUGGCCAGCUUUCAUUGAAUUGAAGAACAAAAUCGAUGAUUUCAAUCAAACUUGUCCGUUAUUGGAACUGAUGGCUGACAAAUCUAUGAAGGACAGGCAUUGGAGGCGACUGGAAAAACUGAUGAAUUGCGUAUUGGACGUGGAAUCGGAAGCAUUUACUUUGGCGAACGUUAUGGAAGCACCACUACUGAAAAAUAAAGAAGAUGUGGAGGAUAUUUGCAUUAGUGCGGUGAAAGAGAAGGACAUUGAAGCUAAAUUGAAACAAGUGACGAUGGACUGGGCUCUGAUUGAUUUACAAUUCGCCAACUUUAAGAAUCGAGGGGAGCUCCUUAUUAAGGCACAGGACACGUUGGACAUCAUCACCUUGCUUGAAGACUCUUUGAUGAUCCUCAACUCUUUAGCUUCUAAUAGGUACAACGCACCAUUUAAGAAAGACAUCUUGCUCUGGAUAAACAAACUGGUGAAUACUAGUGAGAUUUUGGAGAAGUGGCUUCAGGUUCAGAAUCUAUGGAUGUAUCUGGAGGCAGUGUUUGUGGGCGGCGAUAUCGCCAAGCAACUGCCGGCGGAAGCCAAGAGAUUUGCGGGAAUCGACAAAACUUACGUGAAAAUCAUGUAUCGAGCGCGUGACAUAGUGAACUGUGUCGAGACAUGCACUUCGGACGACACAUUGAAGCAACUCCUGCCGCAUUUAUAUGACCAGCUUGAAGCUUGCCAGAAGUCCCUGACUGGUUACUUGGAGACCAAGCGUCUCAUCUUCCCCAGGUUCUUCUUCGUCUCCGAUCCUGUGUUGCUGGAGAUCCUUGGACAGGCUUCCGAUCCUCAUUCUAUACAGGGUCACUUGCCGAGUAUAUUCGACGCGAUCUACACAGUCGAUUUCGACGAUAAGGAGAGAAUCGUCGUGAUGAACUCCAGUAAUGGAGAAUCUAUUCCCCUUGAAAUACCCGUGGCUUGCGUUGGUGGUGUUGAGAUCUGGUUAAAUACUUUGUUGGAUACAAUGAAGAAUACCGUCAAAAAUAUUAUUGCUAACAUUGCACAAACAAUGAUAGGCGAUCCAGAAUUUGAGUUUUUAGUCGGGUUUUGGAAUUUCCCGGGCCAGGCUGGUCUUUUGGGUAUGCAAAUAUUAUGGACAAGCGAUGCAGAAUAUGCCCUGAAAAAAGCAAAGGCAGAUCGUUUCAUCAUGAGACUUACCAAUCAGAAGUUCCUCGAUUUGCUGAACGGUCUUAUUGAUCAGACUAUCACUGAUCUGGCUCCUCUAGACAGAACACAGAUAGAAACUAUGAUCACUAUACAUGUACAUCAAAGGGACAUUUUUGAUGACCUUGUGAAGAUGAGAAUCAAAACGCCAGGGGACUUCGAGUGGCAAAAGCAAGCUCGAUUUUACUACAUCGAGGACACCGAUGACUGUCUAGUUUCUAUCACAGAUGUUGACUUUGUAUAUCAGAACGAAUACCUAGGCAUAACCGAACGUCUGGUAAUCACGCCUCUAACGGAUCGUUGCUACAUCACGCUUUCCCAAGCCAUCGGUAUGAGCAUGGGCGGGGCCCCGGCAGGCCCGGCCGGCACCGGCAAGACGGAGACCACUAAAGACAUGGGCCGCACCCUCGGCAAGCUCGUCAUCGUCUUCAACUGCUCCGACCAGAUGGACUUCCGAGGAUUGGGCCGUAUCUACAAGGGCCUGGCCCAGUCGGGCACUUGGGGCUGCUUCGACGAGUUCAACCGCAUCGAGCUGCCCGUGCUCUCUGUGGCGGCACAGCAGAUCUACAUCUGUCUCACUGCCAGGAGGGAGAAGAGAGAGUUCUUCAUCUUCAGUGAUGGCGACACAGUGAGUUUGAACCCGGAAUUUGCCUUCAUCAUCACCAUGAACCCGGGUUAUGCUGGUCGACAAGAACUGCCUGAAAAUUUGAAGAUUCAGUUCCGUUCCGUGGCCAUGAUGGUCCCGGACAGACAGAUCAUUAUCAGGGUCAAGUUGGCCAGCUGCGGAUUUAAAGAUAACAUUGUAUUAGCGCGCAAGUUCUUCACGUUAUACAAACUAUGCGAAGAGCAGCUGUCAAAGCAAGUGCAUUACGAUUUCGGAUUGCGAAACAUAUUGUCCGUGUUGAGAACUAUGGGAGCACAAAAACGUGCCAAUCCUGAAAAUACUGAGGAGAACAUCAUGAUGAGAGUGUUAAAGGAAAUGAACGUGUCCAAAUUGGUAGAUGAGGACGAACCCUUGUUUAUUUCAUUGAUUGAAGACUUGUUCCCUGGUAUGAAGCUCACUCAAACUGUCCAAAGAGAAAUGCAGCGAGCUAUAGUAUUGGUGGCCGAACGCACUGGGCUAGUCAAUCAUCCAGAUUGGAACUUGAAGAUCAUUCAGUUGUUCGAGACAUCUCUGGUGCGGCAUGGCUUGAUGACGAUGGGUCCCACUGGGUCGGGCAAAACCACAUGUAUACAUACGCUCAUGGCAGCACUUACUGAAAUUGGAAAACCACACAAGGAGAUGAGGAUGAAUCCUAAGGCCAUCACUGCACCGCAAAUGUUCGGCCGUUUAGAUGUCGCUACCAAUGACUGGACCGAUGGUAUAUUCUCUACGCUGUGGCGCAGAGCGUUGAAGGUGAAGAAGACUGACACAACUUGGAUCGUCUUGGACGGUCCCGUGGACGCCGUCUGGAUCGAGAACUUGAACUCGGUGUUGGAUGACAAUAAGACGUUAACCCUGGCCAAUGGUGACCGCAUCACGAUGGCACAGAACAGCAAGUUGGUGUUCGAGCCGGAUAACGUGGACAAUGCCUCUCCAGCCACCGUCAGUCGAAUGGGCAUGGUGUUCUUGUCCUCAUCGGUGCUUAAGUGGCAGCCUAUAUUAGAAGGGUGGUUAAAGAAGCGUCCCCAGAAAGAAGCCGAUUGCUUCCGCCAUGCUUUCAAUAAAGUAUAUGACGAGGUGCAUUCUUAUGUACAGCAGAAACUUGUGGCUAAGAUGAAACUUCUAGAAGCUAUCUACAUCAGACAAUGUAUCGAUGUAUUGAUAGGAUUACUACAAAUUGAAGUACCUGGCGGCAAGGCUCACUCCGACCGUCACCUUGAGCGCCUCUUCAUCUUUGCCAUGAUGUGGUCGUUGGGAGCAGUUCUCGAGCUGGACAUGAGGACCCGGAUGUCCGAGUUCAUGACCAAGCUUCCCGUGAAGAUGGACUGGCCUGGCGCCAAGUCUAAGGAAUGGGUCAUGCCUUUCGAGUACAAUGUUAAUCCCAGCGGACAAUGGGAACAUUGGUCUGAAAGCGUGGAGGACUACAUAUACCCCUCUGAUUCCGUACCUGAGUACGCUUCUAUCCUUGUGCCGAAUAUCGAUAACGUUUGCAUCACGUUCUUGAUCACCACUAUCGCUUCUCAAGACAAGGCGGUGCUACUGAUUGGUGAACAAGGCACCGCAAAGACUGUCAUGUUGAAGAGUUACAUGAUGAAGUACGAUAAUGAGGUCAAACUGUUCAAGAUUAUCAACUUCUCGUCUGCCACUACGCCUAAUAUGUUCCAGCGUAUUAUAGAGUCGUACGUGGAGAAGAGAGUAGGUAUGACGUACGGGCCUCCAGGUGGAAGGGCCAUGACUGUCUUCGUAGACGAUAUUAAUAUGCCCGUCGUCAACGAGUGGGGGGAUCAGGUGACCAACGAAAUAGUCCGACAAAUGAUGGAAUGCGGAGGUUUCUUCUCUCUUGACAAGCCUGGAGACUUCACGACCAUAGCCGAUAUCCAGAUGUUUGGGGCUAUGAUUCAUCCAGGUGGUGGUCGAAACGAUAUCCCGCCACGUCUGAAGAGACAGUUUAACAUUUUCAAUUGUACACUACCCAGCACGAUUUCAAUGGACAAAAUAUUUGAUACAAUCAGCGCAGGAUACUUCUGUAAACAACGCUUCGAUAAGAAAAUAGUGGAAUUUAUGCCCAAACUUGUGCCUGUCACUCGUAUCAUGUGGCAACAAACUAAGAUAAAGAUGUUGCCAACGCCUGCCAAGUUCCACUACGUAUUCAACCUCAGGGAUCUGUCUCGUAUAUGGGAGGGAAUACUAUACAUAAAGCGAGAGGAGAUGUCAACUGUCAAAACUGCACUCAAAUUGUGGUUCCAUGAGUGCUUGCGUGUCAUAUCUGAUAGGUUUACGACAUUCGACGACAAGGAAUGGUUUACGGCAAACUUCUGGAAAACUGCCGCACAGGAGCUAGCUGAGUACCGCAGCGAGUUUCCAGAGGAAGAGACGUUCUUUGUGAACUUCUUGCGAGAGCCUAUUGAGCCUACUGGUGAGGAGGAGGAAGACUUCAGCACUGAUGCUCCCAAAGUAUACGAGGAGUUGCCAUCUUGGGAGUUCGUACUCAAGAAACUCAACACGUUCCAAGAGACUUUCAAUGAGCAAAUAAGAGGAGCUCACCUGGACUUGGUGUUCUUCCACGAUGCAAUGGUUCAUCUGUUCAUCAUAUCUCGAGUUAUUAACACUCCACGUGGCAAUGCUUUGCUCGUGGGUGUCGGCGGAUCCGGCAAACAGAGUUUAACUAAACUAGCAUCGUUUAUCGCCAACUUUUCUUUCUAUCAAAUAACUUUGACAAGGUCAUACAACGUGAACAACUUUAUGGACGACAUAAAAGUUUUGUAUCGUGUCGCCGGGCUCCAGGGCCGUGGUAUCUCCUUCAUCUUCACUGACAACGAUAUCAAAGACGAACAGUUUUUGGAGUUCCUCAACAAUAUCCUCAGUUCGGGAGAAAUCGCCAAUCUCUUCCCAAAAGAAGAAAUGGAUGAAAUAAUGAACGAAUUGACGCCUAUAAUGAAGAAAUAUGCUCCUAGAAGAAUUCCUGUACCAGAUGUGUUGUAUGAAUACUUCAUCAUUCGCUCCAGAGCUAACUUGCACGUGGUUUUAUGUUUUUCACCGGUGGGCGAAAAGUUCAGAAGUCGUGCUCUGAAGUUCCCUGGUCUUAUAUCCGGGUCAACAAUGGACUGGUUCCAGAAAUGGCCGAAAGAAGCCUUAAUCGAAGUGGCACAUCACUUCUUAUGGGAGUUUCAAGUGGUAUGCUCUCAAGACACCAAACAGCAGUUGAUCGAAAUAAUGGGCAUAGUACAAGAUAACGUAGCUGAUACUUGUGUUUCUUACUAUGAAAGAUUCAGGAGACAGACCCACGUCACGCCUAAGUCCUAUCUGUCUUUCCUGGAAGGCUACAAAGUUCUUUACAAAGAAAAACAUGACAGUAUCGCUGAAAUGGCGAGAAGAAUGACUACUGGUCUGGGUAAAUUGGUUGAAGCAGCAGCGAGUGUUGAUGUACUGAAGAAAGAGUUGGAAGUUAAAGAACUGGAAAUAAAGGAAGCUACGGCUAAAGCGGAAGUGGUGCUAGAAGCCGUAGCAGACUCGCAGGCGGCCGCCGAGGUGGUGAAGGCUGAAGUGUUGGAAGUCAAGGAUCGCGCCGUGAAACUCGUCAACGUCAUCGCGGCAGAGACUGCAGUCGCUGAGGACAAACUGGCCGCUGCCAAGCCUGCGCUGGACGCGGCUGAGGCUGCCUUGCUGACUAUCAACGCAGCUGAUAUAGCCACGGUCAGGAAGCUGGGCAAGCCUCCUCAUCUCAUCACGCUUAUUAUGGAUGCUGUCAUCAUACUAUUCAGGAAGAGAAUCGACCCUAUUAAACCGGAUCCCGAAAAACAGUGCUUGACCGCGUCUUGGGCAGAAUCUUUGAAGGUCAUGGCAGACGCGCGAUUCCUGAGUAACUUGAAGAACUAUCCAAAAGAUGAAAUCAAUGCUGAGAUGGUCGACUUGCUGCAACCUUACUUCUCAUUCCCACUAUAUACUUUCGAAGCGGCCAAAAUAGCUUGCGGUAACGUAGCCGGUCUGAUAUCUUGGACCAUCGCGAUGGCUCAGUUUUACUCGGUGAACAAAGAUGUUUUGCCGCUGAAGGCAAACUUGGCGGUGAUGCAGGGCAAGUAUCAGGCGGCCAAGCGCGAGUUGGAAGCGGCUGAGGCCCAGUUAGAGGCCAAGGAGCGUGAAUUAGCCCACGUGCAGCGUCAGUUCGACGAAGCCAUGACGCUAAAGCAAGCAGUCCUAGACGAUGCUGCUAAAUGCCAGCAGAAGAUGGACGCAGCCACUGCGCUGAUCAACGGCCUCAGUGGCGAGAGAGUGCGCUGGACUGAACAGUCGGCGCUGUUCAAGUCUGAGAUUGAAAGACUGGUUGGAGAUAUCUUGUUGCUGACUGGAUUCCUGUCAUACUCCGGGCCGUUUAACCAAGAGUUCCGCGCACUGCUCAUCAGUAACUGGCUGAGUGAACUACUGCGCAGGAAAAUACCAGUGUCUAUGAACUUAAACAUCACGGACCAACUUACCGAUACGGCAACGAUUGGUGAAUGGAAUUUAUGCGGCUUGCCAACUGACGAAUUGUCAAUACAGAAUGGUAUAAUUGUGACGAAAGCCGCGCGAUACCCAUUACUUAUCGACCCUCAGACACAAGGCAAGAUAUGGAUCAAGAACACUGAGAAGUUCAACGACCUGAUCGUAACUACUCUGAACCACAAAUACUUCAGGAACCAUAUAGAAGAUUGCGUGUCUCUAGGCAGACCAAUGCUUAUAGAAGAUGUUGCAGAAGAGCUAGAUCCUGUACUAGAUAAUGUCCUCGAGAAGAACUAUAUUAAAAUUGGAUCUACAUACAAGGUGAAAUUAGGAGACAAGGAAAUAGAUGUGACGGCUGGUCAUCGAAUUUAUAUAACAACAAAACUGCCUAAUCCUGCUUACACGCCCGAGAUUUCUGCCAGAACUUCAAUCAUAGACUUUACUGUGACUAUGCAAGGUCUAGAAGACCAGCUGUUAGGGCGUGUAAUCUUAACGGAGAAGGCAGAGAUGGAAGCGGAACGAACUCAACUGAUUAAGGACGUAACCGCCAACAGGCGCAAGAUUCAGGAGUUGGAAGCGAAUCUACUGCACAAACUGACCACCAUUCAAGGGUCACUUGUGGAAGAUGUGUCCCUGAUUCAAGUGUUGAACGUCACCAAAUCUACAGCCAUUGAGGUGAAAGAAAAACUAGACGUAGCCAAGGAAACAGAGAUAAAAAUCAACGCGGCUCGCGAGGAAUACCGUCCCGUCGCCACUCGCGGCUCCGUGCUGUACUUCCUCGUCUGCAAUAUGUCUCUGGUCUGCAACAUGUACCAGACCUCGUUGGCGCAGUUCCUGGAGAGGUUCGACAUCUCUCUCGAACGGUCCCCUCAAAGUCCCAUCACUUUUAGGAGGAUCGGAUUCAUUAUUGAUUAUCUGACUUUCGAUGUAUUUAAGUUCAUAAGCCGUGGCUUCUAUGAGAAACACAAAUACUUAUUCACAGUACUGCUCACUUUGAAGAUAGACUUACAAAAGGAAUACAUUACUUUUGAAGAAUUCCAGACAUUUAUCAAAGGUGGUGCAGCUUUAGACCUGAACGCCUGUCCUCCCAAACCUUACAAAUGGGUGACAGACAUGUCUUGGUUGAACUUGGUACAACUGUCCAGUUUGCGUCAGUUCACUAACAUACUCAACCAAGUUUGUAACAACGAGAAGGGAUGGAAGUUUUGGUUCGACAAGGAGGCUCCGGAAGACGAGCCCUUGCCUGACGGCUACCAGAGUCUGGAUGUGUUCCGCAAACUCCUAGUGGUGCGAGCCUGGUCCCCUGACAGGACGCUCGCACAGAGCUUGAAAUACGUGGUCAGCUCCAUGGGGGCGCGGUACUCCGAAGCCGUUAUCGUUAACUAUGAGCAAAUGGUAUUAGAAUCACGUCCAUUGGUCCCGUUGAUUGGUUUCUUGGCUAUGGGGUCAGAUCCGACGCCCUCUAUAGAGGUGACAGCAAAGCGCUUGGAGAAUAUUUGCUCAUCCAUAUCUAUGGGACAAGGUCAGGAGAUCCACGCUAGGAAACUUAUAGAUCGUGGUCUGAAGGAGGGCCUGUGGGUGCUGCUGCAAAACUGUCACUUGGGAUUGGAGUACAUGGUAGAGGUCAUGGAACAAUUCGGCGAACUCGAGAAGGACCCAGAGCAGAUACACGAAUGUUUCAGGUUGUGGAUUACGACAGAAGUUCAUGAGAAAUUCCCUAUUACACUACUUCAGAUGUCUAUCAAGUACACCUGUGAGCCGCCUUCUGGAAUCAAAGCAGGUCUCAUGAGAACUUACGACUCGAUGAGUCAGGACUUCCUAGACUACAGCGACAGUCCUUUCUAUUUGCCUUUAAUUUACACAAUCUCUUUCCUUCACACCGUUGUGCAAGAGAGAAGGAAGUUCGGUCCUCUGGGCUGGAAUAUACCCUACGAGUUCAAUUCAGCCGACUGGCUGUCUUCUUGCAUGUUUGUGCAGAACCAUUUAGAUUCUUUGGAGCCAGGACAGUCUGUUAGCUGGACUACUGUGCGAUACAUGGUUUCGGCUGUCCAGUACGGUGGUCGAGUGACAGAUGACUAUGACACGCGGCUACUGGUCACAUUCUGCCGCGUCUGGUUCUCUGAUCAGAUAUUCUCUGAUGACUUCCAAUUCUACAAGGGUUACGGUAUCCUCAAGUAUAAGAAUAUACCAGAGUACGUGGAGGAAAUUGAUAAGAUGAAGACCGUGGAUCCACCUCAAGCUUAUGGAUUGCAUACCAAUGCGGAUAUCACUUACCAGCGGAAUACCACUCAGGAGCUCUUGGACACGAUUCUGUCCAUACAGCCGAAAGAGUCGAGUUCUGGAGGCGGGGAGACUCGAGAAGCGUCAGUGUACCGGCAGUCUAGAGAGAUGCUGGACAAAGUACCACCAGACUUUGAUCCUCAUGAAGUGCUGGCUAGGUUGAGGUUCUACGGCAUAUUGCAUUCCAUGGUGAUUUUCUUGAGACAAGAGAUCGAUCGAAUGCAGAAAGUAAUUCUCCUUGUAAGAACUACAUUGAAGGACCUACUGCUGGCUAUUGACGGCACUAUCAUUAUGAACGAGGCACUUAGGGACUCCUUGGACAAUAUCUAUGAUGCCAAGGUACCCAACAUCUGGUUGAGGAGCUCCUGGUCAUCGUCGACGCUAGGGUUUUGGUUCACGGAGUUCUUGGAGCGAACCAUACAGUUCUCGACGUGGUGCUUUCAGGCCAGACCGAAUUCCUUUUGGAUGACUGGAUUUUUUAAUCCGCAAGGUUUCUUGACGGCCAUGCGUCAGGAAGUGACGCGUGCGCACAAGGGCUGGGCUCUCGACAUGGUCACGUUGCAUAACGAUGUCACCAAAUUCACUUACGAGGAAAUUAAGACUCCACCACCGGAGGGUGUAUACAUUCACGGCGUGUUCCUGGACGGCGCGGGGUGGGACCGGCGCAACCUGCGUCUGUGUGAGUCCACCAUCAAAGUGGUGUUCACGGUGCUGCCAGUGGUCCAUGUUUAUGCCAUCAAUUCCACUGCUCCCAAGGACCCUAAGCUGUACCAGUGUCCGGUAUACAAGAAGCCUGUACGAACCGGUUUGACGUUCAUCACGCCCCUCUGGCUACCUACCAUUAAGAACCCAGACCAUUGGAUUCUAAGAGGAGUAGCUAUGUUGUGUGACAUUAAAUAACAUUACAUCUUUAUAUUAUGGCGUAUUUUGACAGAAAUGUUUACAUACACUACGUCAUUUGUAAUUAAUGUAUUGUUUGUAUACUCUUUUAAUUGUAAUUCGAUCAUGUCCCUACCAUAGAUGUGGUAUAAACGAUAGAUUGGUAAUGAGGUGUGUUAUCAAAACGUUUGUACGUCAGUGUGCGUGAAUGGGGGCAAUGCUGUGGUCAGUUAGACUGAACUGAUUCAUAUAUUUCUAAUAAAUUAUUAUUUUUCUGGGGAUAUAUGACGUCAUUAUGGUUUUAACGAGGAGGAAAGAAAGAUGAGCGUUAAUGCCAUAAUACAGGUAGGUCAAACCCUUUCUUGUAGGUCAAAUAACGUAGGUACGACAGGCAUGACGAAAACGAUCAGGUACUAGUAGGUAACUGGCAUACAUGUUGUUUGAGAAAUCUGUCAAAGAUUGGAUAAAAUAAAUUAAAAUUUAAAAGAUAAUUUACGAUUGGAUGUUACAACCCCUAUAACGUAUUGGCGUCUUGUCUAUUUAUCUUACUCGCCCGUAUGCAUCCACUAUACAUAUUUUCUUAUCUCCUUCAUAUUGCCAAUCUGUCAAACGGUGCUAAAUGCUACAUCUAUGGUGCCAACUAUACCUACAUGUACCUAAAUGACAUUUAGGUAAAAUGUCUCUCAAGUAAUUUAUUUGACCUUAUUAAUUUGCGUUUUUUAUUAUAUUGUAUUUUUCAUUAAAUAAAUAGAUUAUUUUUGAAAUACCAAC